GCUUGUUUCGAGACAAUACUGUACUAUGUGCUAUUACGAAGGUGGAAUGCACGGUCAACCUGUUGAAGUUAACCUUUUAACUGUCAUGCCCGAGAUAAUCUCGAGCACAGCACUGGUGUUCGAAAAUGUCACGCCCGAGUAUCACUCGGGGUAAUUUUUUUUUGAGUGCAUCGUAUUGUUAUACCCGAAUAUAUAUCGGGAGACGUUUAUUUCGGCUUCAUCUCUUUGUCAAACCCGACUGUAUCUCAGGAAAAGUUAAUGUGCGCUCAAUUCAAUAGAUGGCAGCACUGAAGAUUUCUAAGGUUAGUGUUAGAAGUUCUUCCCUUCAAAAUGCGCGGGACCUUUUGGUUGCAAAAUGGCGUCCCGUUCCUUGAAACGUCAUAUAGAUGAUUUAGAUUCUUCAACCGAAGAUGAAGAUUUUGAAGGCAUUGAUACUAGUGACGCAGGUGAAACUGAGGAGAGUGACAUUGAAAAUAGCAGUGCAUCAAUGGAUAGCGGUGAUGAUGAUAUAGGAAAUGCGCGAGACUGGUGUGAAAUAACUGCUUCUGGCCGAUCAGGUCCCCCUAGGUUCCCUUUCACAGGUACUCCAGGUGUAACUUUUCCUGUAAACAUAAACUACACUCCUUUAGAUAUUUUAGAAAUGUUUCUGGAUUCAAAUCUAAUGGAUAUAAUUGUCAAAGAAACAAACAACUAUGCAGAACAAGAAAGAAAAGCAAAUCGGGCAAAGUUAUCAAGGUGCUCCCGCAGUAAAAAAUGGAUCCCUACAAAUGUCAGAGAAAUGAAGCUAUUCUUUGGGCUAAUAAUUCUUCAAGGUAUUGUCCGAAAACCAAAUCAGGCUAUGUACUGGUCUCAUCGAAGGAUUUUGCAUACUCCAGUUUACUAAAAAGAAAUAGUACUGUCUUCAAUCAAUUGUAUACAAAUUAUGGAUUUUCUACAAAAGUCGUCAUGAAUCUAUUGCAUCGCUUUCUUGGAAAUGGUUAUUGUGUGACUGUAGAUAACUAUUACAUGUCGCCCGAGCUUGCAGAUUUACUUAUAGCCCAAAAAACAGAUAUUUAUGGCACAGUAAGAAUAAACAGACGAGAUUUACCUACAGAAUUCGCUAAAAGAAAAUUACAAAAAGGUCAAAUCGUAGCUUUUCAAAGAGGUAAGAUUUUGGCUAUAAGGUGGAAAGAUAAGAAGGACGUGUGUUUGAUGAGCAGUAUUCAUGAUACUUCCAUGGUCAGCUUCAAAAAUAAAAAAAAUGAAGAUAUACUCAAGCCAAAGAUUGUUUCUGACUACAAUCUAACUAUGGGUGGUGUAGAUCGCUGUGAUCAGGAAAUAUCCUUUCAUCCAACAAUCCGAAAACGUCAGAAAAAAUAUUAUAAAAAGAUAUUUUUACAUUUACUAGACAAGAAUUUCGAAUCCAAGUUGUAGAAGAGCUUUUACAUAAAUAUGAUGAUGCAGCUUCUGGACAAAAGAAUGCUGGCAGACCACCUACAAUAGAUAAUCCUGCCCGUCUUACUGAACGACAUUUUAUACCCCAUAUUCCUCCUACUCCUGCGAAACGUGAGCCUACAAGACAGUGCAAAGUGUGUUGUUCGAAAAAGGAUAAAGAUGGGAAAAAGAUAAGGAAGGAAACACGAUUCUGGUGUAGUGAUUGUGGAGUUGGUUUGUGCUUGGAAAAGUGUUUCCAGUUGCACUACACGAGACUGAAUUACUGAACUACUAAUAG
Megachile rotundata (alfalfa leafcutting bee) is the source of this 1711-nucleotide messenger RNA. RefSeq names its product piggyBac transposable element-derived protein 4-like. The record is from RefSeq and is a predicted model, not a curated record. NCBI's taxonomy places the organism in Eukaryota, Metazoa, Arthropoda, Insecta, Hymenoptera, Megachilidae.